This is a messenger RNA of Linum trigynum, 1197 nucleotides long. The record is from the annotation of a GenBank genome assembly. NCBI's taxonomy places the organism in Eukaryota, Viridiplantae, Streptophyta, Magnoliopsida, Malpighiales, Linaceae.
AUGUCUGCCAUUGUCUGUGGUGGAGCAGUUAGCUCUAUCAGUCCUUCCUUCUCGGCUCUCUCCUCGGCCUUCCCUCCGACGAGAAUCUCUGCUUCACCUAAGCCUCCUUCCGUCGUCCGCUGUGCGCUUCAAGGAACUGUAGCAGAACCACAAUCUGUCUCGGCUACUAAACCCCUUCUUCUAAAUGCGGUUAGAGGACGGGAUGUAGAGAGACCCCCAGUUUGGCUCAUGCGGCAAGCUGGGCGGUAUAUGAAGAGUUACCAGAUGAUAAGUGAGAAGCAUCCUUCUUUCCGCGAAAGAUCAGAAAAUGUUGAUCUUGUAGUGGAAAUCUCACUACAACCAUGGAAGGUUUUUAAACCUGACGGGGUUAUUUUAUUUUCUGAUAUCUUGACUCCACUUUCUGGGAUGAACAUACCUUUCGACAUUGUAAAAGGAAAGGGUCAUGUUAUCUUCAAUCCCUUGCAAACGUCUGCUGAUGUUGAUCUCGUUAGAGAGUUUGUUCCUGAUGAGUCAGUUCCAUAUGUUGGGGAAGCAUUGACAAUCUUGCGGAAAGAGGUAGAUAACCAAGCCGCAGUGCUGGGUUUUGUUGGUGCUCCUUUUACCCUUGCAUCUUACGUUGUUGAAGGCGGUUCAUCAAAACACUUCAUCAAAAUAAAACGCUUGGCCUUCUCCCAGCCCAAGGUUCUCCAUGCAUUGCUUCAGAAAUUUGCUACUUCCAUGGCGAAGUACGUUCAAUAUCAAGCUGACAAGGGAGCUCAAGCUGUUCAGAUCUUUGACUCGUGGGCCACAGAACUUAGUCCAAUUGAUUUCGAGGAGUUCAGUCUCCCAUACUUGAAGCACAUAGUUGACACUGUAAAACAAAGCCACCCAUCCCUUCCUCUAAUCCUUUAUGCAAGCAGAUCUGGAGGGUUGCUCGAGAGGCUGGCUUUGACCGGAGUGGAUGUGGUCAGCUUGGAUUGGACAGUGGACAUGGCAGAAGGCAGGCGACGAUUGGGACAAGAUGUAGCAGUCCAAGGAAAUGUCGAUCCAGGUGUUCUUUUCGGCUCGAAAGAGUUUAUCACCAACCGGAUCAACGAUGUAGUGAGGAAGGCUGGUAAAGGGAAACAUAUAUUGAACCUUAGUCAUGGGAUUGUAGUAGGGACACCAGAGGAGAACGUUGCUCAUUUCUUUGAGGUGGCCAAAGGACUCAGAUACUAG